Nymphaea colorata (pocket water lily) is the source of this 8695-nucleotide messenger RNA. RefSeq lists its product as uncharacterized. Gene Ontology annotation, biological process: negative regulation of transcription by RNA polymerase II; chromatin remodeling. Gene Ontology annotation, cellular component: chromatin; nucleus. The transcript has 23 exons. The record is from RefSeq and is a predicted model, not a curated record. Bases 542 to 8485 code for a protein of 2647 amino acids. Lineage: Eukaryota; Viridiplantae; Streptophyta; Magnoliopsida; Nymphaeales; Nymphaeaceae. Gene Ontology annotation, molecular function: ATP-dependent chromatin remodeler activity; DNA binding; chromatin binding.
GGUCAAGUGUCGCUCCUGAUUUAUCACCGGUAACGACCGGCGUGGAUUCGGUUGGGUCGGGAGGAACCUGGCGGGAGGAUCGCCAAAGACGAUACAGUGAAAGGGCACGGCUUCGGGGCGGAGGACACAGGUAGUCUGUACCGCCUUCCCCUUUUCCUCCCUGUUGUUCUUUUGCUCGCAGCGAGACGGUUGUUGGAUUAAUCCAAAUGCAGGAGUAACGUUUAGGGGUUUCGGUGCGAUCAGUUCGAUACUCCAAUUUUCUGAAAGCCGCGACAAAUGCGUAAUGCGUUUCUUGGUGAUGGUUUGGGAAGCGUGAAGGCUCUGUAGCUUCGCGUCUCCUCGCGCGGCUGGCGGUAAGCUCCUCCUUUUGCAGCUACGGUGGCCGGAUCGUCCCUCGCCCCCUUCGCUAGGUUCGGCAUUUAUCCGCGCAUUGUCCUCGUCGACCGCCAUUCUUCCCAUCUCAGCUUGUUGUUAAAUCCGUCUCUGCAAUUUUUUGUGCACGUGCAACCUCUGAGACAUAGGAUUGCAGGAGAGAGUUUAAAUGUCAAGGGUGACAAGAUCAAGUCGAAGAUUAAAUGAACAGGAGGCAAGUUCUAGGAGGAGCAGUGGCGGCUGGAAGGAAACACAAACUACUAUGAAGAGAUUGAAGGCAUCUUUGUUGGCGUCUAAUUCUUCUAGUUUGAGGCGGUCUACAAGGGUGACCUCAAACAAGAAUUCAAGUGUGUCUAGCCCUUCUAGCUCAAGAAAGAUUACAAAGGCUGAUAUUGCAAAGCCACCUGUAACUUCAACUGUUGGAACAAAGAGGAAGUCAAGAGCGGAAAAUCAAGACUCCCUGCUGCCUCCCAGCAAGCGCGCAUUUAGGCCAAGUGAAAAGCAAACAUCACAAAAAUCCCCAGAAUCAAAAACUGGUGACAGGCAAGACAAAAAUGCCAAGAAACCAAAUAGCAACAGUCAUCCUGAUACCAAAAACUUAGAAAAGAAAAAGGCAGUCGAGAAGCCUGAAAAGAAACAGCAGUCUAAAUCACCUAGUUCUUUGGAUAAGAAAAAAUUAGAGGGAAAGAAGACAAGUAAAUUGGCUGCUUCAUUGAAUAUGAAAAAAUCUGAUGAAUGCAAGGCAAGUAAAUCACCUGGUUCUUUGAGUAAGAAAAAACCUGAGGAAGACAAGACAAGUAAACUGCCUAGCUCAUUGGAAGUCAAAACAUCUAAGGAAGGCAAGACAAGUAAAUCAUCUGGUAAGUCUGAAGAAAGUAACACAAGCAGAGGGUCCAGUAGCCGGGAUUCCAGUGAAGAUGAGAAACAAGAAAGCAAGGUUCAUGAAACUUCAAGGUCAUCUAAGAAAAGGGAUGACAAAGCUGGUGGUGAAACUGCAAAAGCAACUUCAGGCUGCAAGCUAGGAACCACAUCAAAGAGAUUGGAUGCACGGCGUUACAGGCAAUUUUUUAGCUCAAAACCAAAGGAACAUAAGAAAGAAGGAGAUCCAGGUCAAUCUUCUCACAUGAUCAGAGAUGGGUGUAAUGAAACUGUUGCUUGUGAUGAAGUGAAGAGUGCAAAUGUUGGUGAUGGGAGCAUGGACCAUGGAGACAGUUAUGUUAAGGGAGAUGAGGAAAAUGGAAAUUUUUGCAGAUUACGCAGUGGUAAAAGUAUAGUGAAGUCCAUCCCAGUGGCAGAAAAUAGUCUUCAGAAUGACAGUGAAAGUGCAGAACUGGAAGCUGGUAUUGAUAAUGCUGAAGGUGACCCACAUCCAUCAGUAAGUGAAGAGAGCUAUGUGUUGUCAAAGCAUUGCAAAGGUUGGGUGGCUAAUUCUCAGGAAGUUAGUGAUUUCUCCCAGACUCCGUUUGCUUGUAGAGAGCAAGACUCUCAUACGGAUAACAUAUUUUCUGAUCAUGAGCUUCCACGAACCGAUCAUCAAAUGGCUCUCCCUUGUGAGAAUGGCAAAAUACCAAGCAUAGGCAUCAUGGGAAGUCCUGAGGGAAAUUCACUUGUUGAUGAGGCACAAUAUGAUGAUGCAGUCCUUUCAAAUUCUACUGGUGUGGAAGCUAAAAAUUCUGGUGAGAGGUCCCAAAUUGUUGCUGCUGAUUCACAUAGUUCCCAGACAAAUAAGAACUUAUCAGAUUCUCAUACUUCAAAGGGAGGCUUAGAUGCCGUGCUGAGUCCUCAGAGGGAUUCAACUCAGGCAGAUUUGCAGUUAUAUGAUGGUAAUAACUUGCAAGAAUCUACUCUAAGACAUAGUUGCAAAAAUUGUGAUGUCCUUACUGUUAGAGUAUUCUCAGAUACUAUAAGCCUGAAGAAAGACUUUCCAGAAACUGGGCAUUCUGGCGAGAAAUCCCACAUUGCGGCUGCUGGUCUUGGUACAUCUCAAGUAAAUGAGAAAUCAGCUGAUUCUUGCACAUCAAAAGAAGGCCAAGUAGUUGUAGAUUGUGACCAUGAUACUUCUGUUGACACAAAGAAAGAGCUUUGCACCUUAGAUGCCUCUAAAGAUGGCAAGACGCCUGUUUUCCUAUCUGGGAACAAGAGAGAUAGAUGUGAAGAGACAUUGGAGAGCUGUGGCAAUGGUAACGGUAUUUGUGGAAUUGAGAGCUCGAAGAAGUCCAGGUUGGAUGACACUCCAGUAGCCCCUGAGGAUACAGAGUGGAUUCAGAUGAAUCGAGGAGGUGAUAGUGAGGCGUCCACCAAUUACUUACUGUUUGAAAGCUCAAAAUUGGAGCACCCAAAGGAUACUGAAUGCAGUACGUGUGGUGUUUGUAAACUUGGAGGGAAGCUUUUGUGCUGUGAUGGAAAGGGUUGUAAUAGAGCUUAUCAUCUCUCUUGCCUUGACCCUCCUUUGGUAGAUACACCACCAGGAACCUGGCAUUGUUUGUGGUGUGUGAAAAGGAAACUUGAAUUUGGUCUCCAUUCAGUUUCCAAAGGAGUGGAAUCCAUAUGGGCUGUUAGAGGCAAUGAGAUUUCACUUGGUGAAGGUUCAAUCUCAACUCAAAGCAAAGUAGAGAAGGAGUAUUUGGUCAAAUAUAGAGGUUUGGCACAUGUCCACAACCGCUGGAUUUCAGAAAGACAGCUUCUUGCUGAUGCUCCGAAGAUUCUGGCAAAAUUCAAUAGCAGAUAUCAAAAAAAUAAGCCCUCGAAAUGGAAAUCUGAGUGGACUGGACCAGAACGCCUGCUCAAGAGAAGGUUAUUGAUGCCUCCAAAAGUGGCAGAUGAGUAUUUCAGAAAUAACACAAAAUUGGUGUAUUGUAAUGGUGAGUGGCUUGUGAAGUGGAAGGGGAUUGGGUAUGAGUUUUCUACAUGGGAGAUGGAGAAUGCGUCAUUUUUGACAUCGUCCGAGGCCAUGAUUCUUGUAAAAGAUUUUGAAACCCGCCGUAUGAAGGCAAAAAAAGCAUCUGAUCCCUCCAGAACAAAUAUGGUUCACUCAGAGACAGAUAUGCAUAUUAAGAUGCAAAGUUUGUCUCGUGAGCAUCUGCCUACGCAGGGGUUGGGAUUCAUUAAUAAGCUUUAUGAAUAUUGGCAUUGUCAUCAUAAUGCUAUAAUAAUUGAUGAUCAGGAACGAAUAGCAAAGGCUACCUUGUUCAUCUCGCUGUUAGUUUCCAGUGUAUCUCGUCCUUUUCUCAUUUUAUCCCCAUCGUCUGCAUUUUCUGCUUGGGAAUCGGAGAUUAUUCAUGUUGAUCCUCACAUAGAUCUUGUAGUUUACAAUGGUAGCAGGCAUGUCAGGGAAAUGAUCAGAGGGCUUGAGUUUUAUGAGGAAAGUGGUUGCAUCAUGUUUCAAGUUCUUCUGUCAACUCCUGAUGCCAUUGCUGAGGAUAUGGAAUUUUUAGAAUGCAUUGGAUGGGAAUCUAUAAUCAUUGAUCAAUGCCAUACUUCAAAGAUGUCCAAGCAUUUUGAGAAAAUUAGGCGACUGAAUACUGAUUUCCGCCUUCUUCUUUUCAAUGGGCAAAUCAAGGACAGCAUAUUGGAGUACCUGAAUAUCUUUUCACUCCUUGAUCCUAAGGACGAUUGCAGUGGCAUCAAUUCCAAGAAAGAUGAUGAAGACAGAGAGGAACUUUCUGUGUUGAAGCAAAGACUUUCUAAUCAUGUCAUUUAUGAGCACAAGCCAGACUCCUCAAAAUUUGUGGAACACUGGACUCCUGUUUCCCUUUCCAAUGCCCAGCUGGAGCAAUAUUGUUCUAUCUUGGUUUCAAAUUCCAGAUCUCUUUAUCAGAAGAAUGAUCCUCUUAAUCCUCUCUCGAACAUUCUUCUUUCUUUGAAGAAGUGUUGUGAUCAUCCCUACCUUGUGGAUGAGUCUUUACAGAGUUCACUUACAAAAGGGCUUCCACUAAGUGAAAUUUUAGAUAUUGGAGUCAGAGCUAGUGGCAAGUUGCUGCUUCUUGACAAAAUUCUUUCUGAGAUUAAGAGCAGAGGCUUAAGAGCGCUGAUUCUUUUCCAGUUCAUAGGCGGCUCUGCACCACACUCCAUUGGUGAUAUUUUGGAUGAUUAUCUGCGUCAAAGAUAUGGGGCAGAUUCAUAUGAACGAAUUGAUAGUGGGUUAGCUGUAUCCAAGAAGCUGUUGGCUCUUAAUAUGUUUAAUGACAAGGAGAAGGGACGGUUUGUGUUCUUAUUGGAGAACCGUGCUUGUUCUCAAAGCAUUAAACUUUCAUCAGUUGAUGCUGUCAUAAUAUUUGGUAGUGAUUGGAAUCCUUCUAAUGAUCUGAAAGCCUUGCAGAAAACAAAUAUUGACUUCCAGAUUGAACACUUAUCAGUAUUCCGCCUGUAUAUUCCCUACACAUUGGAAGAGAAAAUUCUGAGAUUUUAUGCACAAGAUAUGGUUCUUGAUAAUAAGCUGGUCAAUCUAAGUCCUAAUUUUCAUCAUAUGCUGCUGAUGUGGGGCACUUCUUAUCUAUUUAAAAAGUUUGAUGAACUUCAUGAUCCAAAAGUUCAGCACUCAGGUUCAAUGUUUCCUGACAAUGAAAAGCUGUUAGAAGAAUCUUUCCAGGAAAUAGUGUCUCUGUUGCCUCCUGUAACUAAUAUAAACUACCAGCCUAAAAAUUCUUCCAUUUCAAAAAUGAAGCAGAAUGUUUUCCUCUCUUCCAAGUCAACCUUAUUAGCUGGUGAAUCACGGCCAUGUUUUAGUCAUGAUGAUCAACCACAUAUUUAUUGGAAAAAGUUACUUGAGGGAAGGGUUGGCUUAAGGUCUUUAACUGGGUUAGUUCAGAGGUCACGAAGAAAGGUUCAUCAUUCUAUACAGUCAUCAACAAUGUUAGCUGAAAAUGAAGAUCACAUAACAAAGAAGAAGAAAGCUGUUGACAGCAACAAUCCCACUUCCGCUUCACCUGGGCUGCAGACAGAGGACAUAUCUGGUAUGAAUGAAGGAGCAAAAAUAGUGACUAUGGAUUUGCAUAAAAGUGUUUCUGAUGGUUCAGCUUCUACAUCAUGCAAAAAUUCCUGCAGCAUGAAAGAAGCAGGUGGAGAGUUUACAACCCAUUUGGAAACAGGAUCUCCUCCUGUUAUCCAUAAUAAGGAUCAUGUACUGGAGACCUCAAGUAUUGAUGUGGUUGAGGCGGAGGAUGGAAGAGAUGCAUGCAGUACUCAACAAAGCCUUCAUGAGUUGUUGAGGCCGGAGCUAUUAACACUUUGCAAAGCUUUGCAACUUCCAAAAAAGGUCGUGGAAGUUGCCGUACUUUCUCUUGAAUAUGUAAUGAAAAAUCAUCAAGUCCCAAAGGAAUCCGAAAGUAUAUUGCACGCUUUCCUGAUGUCCUUGUGCUGGACAGCUGCUUCCAUUCUAAAAUCUGAUGUUGAUCAUGAAGCAUCUGUUCUGCUUGCGAAACAGCAGUUGCAAUUCAAGUGUGAAAAAGCAGAGGUCAAGUCUGUCUAUAAAAAGCUACGACCUUUUCGUCGAUAUCUAAAAAUUGAGAUAUUGGGCAAAGUAGUUGGCGAGAGUAGCAAAGAUAAUCAUGUAAACAUCCCUGACAGUGUGCCUCAUGAAAGGCAGCUGGAAUUGGCAGGGAACACAAUAUCUGAUUUAGAAGGUAAGCAGUGCAUUGAGAACGUAGAUGCCCUGCUGCAAGGGGAGUGUCCAAAAGGUGUACAAGUUGGUCUGGGUAUUAACCAUACAAAUGCAUUCCUUGAGGAAGGGACUGAGCAGGAAAAAGGUACUUCUGAAACUACAAGCCUAAUCAAUAAGCUCAAGGCCUUCAAGAAGAAAAGGAUGAAAUAUGUUAUUGAUAAACAGAAAGAAGAGUAUAUCGAAUUUCUGAAUUUCAAGGAAAUGAAAGCAAAUAAGUUGUCAAACGAAUAUGCAGCAAGUCGUUUUCACAUUCUCAAGGAGCGUGACUUGUCCAUCAGAGCAGAAAAGCUGAAGAUUCUACUUCAGGAUUCUGUGGAUAAAAGGAAUAGUCACAGAGAUAGAAUGCAGUUGUACCAGAAAAUCCUUACAAACAGACAGCGGGAGCUAAGGGAUAGGGAGGUUAAAGCGUAUUCACACUGGGUGGAGCAAGCUAAGGCUGGACGGUCUGCAGAUCCAUAUCUCUUACUUCCACUGCCAAAUAUCCAAUUCAGGGAAGAGGAUUUGGAAACUGAAAGUCAAAAUUUAGCUAAUGAAAUCACUGCAAAUAUGUCUCGGAAUGGUAAUGCCAAUGAAGAUGUUACAUCUGAAUCAUUGCCGAAUGGACCAGACAAUACUCCAGCAAUAUCAUCUGGGUUACCAGUGGCUGCGGGUGGGGCUUCUGGUAUUUCUGUAACUUUGCCAGAUACUCUUUCAAUGUUGACUACUGAUUCUCAGGCUAAUUUGAAGGGGCAAAACACGAUGAUAGGUUCAGAAGCAGUUAAAAAUACAUCCAUCAUUGGGUCUGCAGAUGCGCUUGAAUCAACCAAGCAGGACAACCAAGCAGAUGCUGUCAUGAGGCCCAUGAAGUCUAAUAUACUCACAAAGGCCAAUCAUGUCACUCCAAUGGAGUCAGAGCCAAAGAGUGUUCAUGGAAAAAAUGAAACAGGGAUUCCUUCCGGAAUUGAAGAUCAGAAUGGAACAGCAGCUGGUUUAUUACAGCAGAAAAAUGGUUCAACUUCUCAAAUGUCUGGCAGGUUGAGAGCAGAGCUUGGACAUAAGCAGGUGUCUUCUGUGGAUCCUGGUGAAAGGUCUGCACCUGCCGGAACAAAAAGUGAUGAUGACAAUGAAGUUGUUGAACAGGAUAUUCUUCCUCAGGCCAGAGUUUCAGUACAGCAACCACUUGAUGCCGCUUCUUCAUCUGCUGUGCAGGUUCAUGUUUCCACAAUGGAUCUUGAAAGUCCUACAUCUGCAGAAAUGGAAGGAGAUACUGGAUUGGGUUCACUUUCUCAGGAUAGAGUUUCACCGCUGUCACUGAAUGCUUUUCCUUCAUCAGCUAGGCAGGUUGGUCAGACAUGCUCUGCCAGUUCUGAUGGAAAAUCUGCUGCUGUAGAGAUAGUGAGGGAAUUUGAUCAUGGAAUCACUGGAUUGGAGCCUUUUCGAGAGGCUAGUGCUCCAGUACUGCAGCCACUUGAUGCUUUGCCUUCAUCGGCUAGGCAUGUUGUUGAGCCAACAUCCUGUAUGGAUUCUAGUCAAGGACUUGCAUGUGCAGAAACAGUGAGAGAACAUGAUCAUGGUCUUGUUUUGGAGUCUCCUUGUCAUGCUAGGGGUCCAGUACAGCAACCACUUGGUACCUUCCAUUCAGGUGAGCAGUUUCAGGUUUCUUCUGCAAAUCCUGAUGAGAGGUCCGCAUCUGCAGAAUCAGCAAGAGAAAAUGGGCAUGCAGUGGCCAUGUCGGAUUCUCUUCCUCAUGUGGGAGUUUCUCUCCAACAGCCACAUGAUGAUUCCCACUCAUCAGUUGAGCGCGUUGCUGACUGCCCCUCUGUCUUUUUGCCUGCUAUACAGCUGCUGCCCCCUGUGGGUAGCCAAUCAAUUGCUUCAGCAAAUACUAGGGGGAGAACUAUAGGUUCGGAGUCCGGUGAGCAAACCCUUCGGACUGCUAAUCCAAUUUCUCAUGCCCCUGUCAUGAAUUAUCCUGACCCGCUCUACCACGAGAUAGUCAGCAUGUACAAUGAAGAGGAGCAAACCAAGAAGUUGUAUGAAGAUGUGAAAGUACGUCUUGCUGCAGAACGUGAUAAAGAAAUUGAGGAAGUAAAACAGAAGUAUGCGAAGCUGUUCCAAGAUGCAGAGUCGAGAUACUCACUGACUAAAAAGACAUUGGAUGAUAACAUGAUGAAGGUCAUGCUUAACCGCUCUCUUGCAGUAGCCUUCAAGUUUCUUGAUCCUAGAGCACCACAGUUGGUUGUGCAGCCAGGGGCACCAUUCCAGCAAUAUGGAAACAGUCCACAUGGUUCUGCAGCUCAUCACAUUGACCCAAUAUCUGGUGACCGUACUGGAUCUUCCGUCGUGCCCCCUUCAAGUGUUGGAGAACUCCAGGUGCCAUUCACAAGCCUGAAUCUCAGACCUGUAACGCCAGUGCCAUCCCAGCCAUCGUCUGCAAAUCCUGCUGCUCUUGUAUACUUGUCUGACGAUGAUUAAUUUUUCAUUAACUAAUUUCAUGUCCAAAUAAAGGCCGACUGCUGGAGAUACCUAGCGUUUUGGUCUUUGCAUGGUUGGUCUCGUGCCAUUGAAGGAUUAGUGGGCUCUGUGGGGUGGACAGGCUGCUGCACUGAGAGGAUGAAGGCUCUGUAUAUAGUGUACAAUAUUCAAAUGUAAUUUGUUAAUGAUAUAUAGUGCAAUUUUGAUCCC